CGACGGGUAAACGAAUCGAACCCAAUAUUCCCAAACUCCAAAUCCAAACCACCGUAUAUACGCCUCCCUAGAUCGCCGUAAAAUCAUACCGGCAACUGCUAUCGCCGCUGGUGUAACAAUGGCAGGAGUAUCACUCAAGUGCGGAGAUUGCGGAACUCUACUGAAAUCGGUUGAAGAAGCACAAGAACACGCAGAACUCACCAAGCAUACCGAUUUCUCUGAAUCGACCGAAGCCGUUCUUAACCUAGUCUGUUCCACCUGUGGCAAACCCUGCCGCUCUAAAACCGAGAGUGAUCUGCAUACCAAGAGGACUGGACAUACUGAAUUUUCAGACAAGACUUCGGAGACCGCAAAGCCGAUUACUUUGGAGGUUCCGAAGAAUCAGAGUAGUGAUGAUGUGGAUAUGGUGGAUGCUAGUACUACUGGCGAACCAGAGGAAAUGGUUGUUCCUGAUGUUGACUUAAAGCUACUAGAGGAGCUUGAAUCAAUGGGUUUCUCAAAGGAAAGAUCAACCCGGGCACUUCAUUUCUCUGGUAACUCAAGUCUUGAGGCUGCUGCAAAUUGGAUUGUUGAACAUGAAGAAGAUGCAGACAUAGAUCAAAUGCCUUUGGUGUCUGCCAAGAGUAAAUCAGAGCCUUCAAAGCCUUCUCUUACACCUGAAGAAAGAAAAGCAAAAGCACAAGAACUGAAGGAGAGAGCACGCAAAAAGAAAGAGGAGGAAGAAAAGAGAAUGGAAAGAGAAAGAGAGAAGGAGCGGAUACGAAUUGGGAAGGAACUACUUGAAGCAAAACGCAUGGAGGAAGAAAAUGAAAGAAAACGUAUUAUAGCCUUGCGUAAAGCAGAAAAAGAAGAGGAAAGAAGAGCUAGAGAAAAAAUCAGACAAAAGUUGGAAGAAGAUAAGGCUGAAAGGAGGAGGAAGCUUGGAUUGCCUGCAGAAGACCCCACUGCACCUAAACCUUCUGCACCUGUAGUUGAGGAAAAGAAGAGUUCAUUGCCGAUCAGGCCUGCUACAAAAUCUGAGCAAAUGAGAGAGUGUUUAAGAUCUCUUAAGCAAAGCAAUAAGGAUGACGAGGCAAAAGUGAAGACAGCAUUCAACACCCUGUUGACUUACAUCAAGAACGCUGCAACAAAGCCAGACGAAGAGAAAUUCCGCAAGAUCAGACUUAGCAAUGCUGCCUUUCAGGAUAGAGUGGGGAAAUUGGAAGGUGGGAUUAAGUUUCUUGAGCUGUGUGGAUUUGAAAAAAUUGAAGGGGGGGAAUUCUUGUUUCUGGCUAGAGACAAAAUCGACAGAGCAGUGCUGAAUUCAGCUGGAACAGAACUGAACAGUGCCAUAAAUAAUCCCUUUUUUGGGGUGCUUUGAAUUUUCAUCUUAUCUCAUGUUUUAAAUUUACUAAUUACAUCAUCAAUCUUGGAUUGAUUCGUGUUAAAUACUCUUGAAAAACUACUUUGUUAAAAAUAGUCAUGAUUGCAACUGUUUUUUUUUU
Molecule: messenger RNA, 1484 nt
Organism: Lactuca saligna
Lineage: Eukaryota; Viridiplantae; Streptophyta; Magnoliopsida; Asterales; Asteraceae
Source: the annotation of a GenBank genome assembly